GCUAGUAGUGUUUAGAUUGAAGCAUAUUGAAGGUAAAAGUACUAAAUUAUAGUUAUACGGAUAGUUGAAAUUAUAAGUAAAUUGUGUGUGUUCGAAUUGGACUUUUAAUUUUUACGGUGGCAUUAAAGUAAAUUGGACUGAAUUUAUAAAGUUGUAAGAGAUAUCAAUACAAUCUCUUAAUCUGCACCAGAAACAACUGUAGCACCUAUAAUCACAACCUGUGUGGCUGAGUCUUUGCAAAUGUUCAUACUAUGCUUUAUUUGGUUUUUAAUCGAAGCUACAGAAAAUUUCUUCUUAAGUGCAAUUAUAUGUGUUUAAAAUAUUUUUAUAAAACUUUUAGAGAUAUUACUGUUUGAAUCUUCACUUCUGUUUUAUGUAACACUUCUGUUUGAAUGUGUGCUUCUCUUUUUUUCUUCUUUUUUUUGGCAUUAACUGUUUGAGAUAGUGCUAUUUUGUGUUACAAUUUGUUUCAACUUUGUUUCUAUCUCCACUUUUGCUUUUAAAUUUUAGCAUACGAUUUCAUGUGACGGUAAGAAUCCUGUAUUUAAAAAUUUCAUUCAUAUCUGAAGGCCAAUUUAUAAAUUUAAUAAGUAUGUUUAUAUAGACUUUUGAUGAUAGAUGAAGUGAAUGCUUUAAAAUUGUGUUAAGAAUACUGCUAUUUUGUGUAACUAUUAAAAAUACUUAUAUUAAUUGUCAUUAGUUUUUAAAACCUGUCUUUCAAUAGGGCUCCCAUUAAAUAGGCAUGUCUGAUAAAACUUAUGACCCUCUAACCAACAGCAGUUCUGUUGAAACUAGUGAAACACCUUGUGAUAAAAGUCUUACAUCAGUCGCGUCAACUAAUCAGAGGUUUAACAAUGCAAGUGUUAAAAAACAUUCUUGUGAUGUGUGUAAUAGGAUAUUUUCCACAAAGAGCAAUUUAACUGAACACAGUCUUAUCCAUACAGGUGGAAAACCUUACUCUUGUAACAUAUGCAGUAAGAGUUUCUCACGAAAAAGGCUACUAACGAGGCACCAGUCCGUUCACACCGGCGAGAAACCUUAUUCUUGUGAUAUAUGUAGCAAAAAGUUUUCUCUUAAAAAUGCUUUGACUGAACAUUACCUCUCCCAUAGUGGCGAGAAAAUUUAUUCUUGUAAUAUAUGCCAAAAGAGUUUUUCGAGAAAAAGUUAUUUAAAUAGACACUAUCUUGUCCAUACUGGUGAAAAACCUUAUCCUUGUAGUAUAUGUAAUAAGAAUUUUUUAAGAAAUGGCGAUUUAACUCGGCACAUGUUAGUGCAUACUGGUGAAAAACCUUACUCUUGUAAUGUAUGCGAGAAAAAGUUUUCUGAUAAGAGUAAGGUAACGAGGCAUAACCGUGUUCAUACUGGUGAGAAACCUUAUUCUUGCGUUCUGUGUAAUAAAAGCUAUACUCAAAAAAAUAAUUUAACUGAACACUAUCUUGUUCAUCACAGUGAAAUAUAAUUUUCUUAGUUUUAAUAGUUUUUAAUGCAGUGAUACUGUCUUUAAGUUCUCUACUUCAGAUACUAUACCUAUUUAAUUGGUCAACUUAUUAAAAACUGCCGGUAUAUCACCUAUUCUGUUUCACCUACAUUAGUUUAUUAAAAUUUAAAGUUAAGAGAAACGAUAGUUCAUGUAAAUAAUUUACUUUCAAUCGUGCAAAUAGAUUACUUUGCGUAAUCCUGCCAUAAUUUGUUAAAAAUUUUAUACUUUUUUUAGCGUUGGAAACUUUGCAAUCUACUCCAGGGUGCGUAGCAUUUUUAAAAAGUGAUUAAAGGUACUUAGUUUAUAUUUACGUUUUUUAAUAGAACUUAAAGGUGCUUUUUUUUAUCCGGGUUUGUAAAAGGUGCUUAGUUUUCCAUCUUUUAAAAAGAUUUUUUCUUUGCCAUGUCAAUUGUCAUUCUAAAUUACAGAAAAUGCAUGGUUUUCGCAAUUUUUUCUGCAAUAUUUAUCAGAAACUAGUUAUUGUAUCACGUCACGAUUAUGUACAGUUUUUAAAAAUGUUUUUGAAUUUAUUGAUUUUAUGUUAAUAAAUUAAGAACUUUAAACCAUGGGAAGGAAUUAUUUUUAUUAAUGCACAGAUCCUAAUUAUAAUUUUUUUUUAAGUGAUUAAAAUAUUUUUUGAAUGCUUAAAUGGGACUUAUUUUUUGUUGCAAAAUCUGGCUAUGCACCCUGAAUUAUAUUUUUAGAGAAAGAAAAAAAUUAUCUAAUAUGAAUUAAAAUGAUUUUUAUGUUAGAUUUUUAUUAUCAUAAGAAAUUAUGAACUAUUGUUCUUAACCUCUUGAGAAUAUGGUAAAAUUUUAUCAAUAAAAUAAAUAUUUCUUUUUCUGUUUAUGUACCUUUAUAAUGCGAUUGUCUAUGAAAAAAUAUAAUUGCAUUUGUUCUCAUAGGUAAUAGUUUUUAAUUAGAAUUAUAAGAAGAGUAAGAUAUGAAAUUCAAGUAACAUUUUGGAUAGUUUUAUGUCAUGUAAAUGUGUGUGUGUAUGUAUAUAUAUAUAUAUUAAUAAUGGUCAUAUGCAACUUUAGGUGGUAGCUCAAAGUUCUGAAAUUUAUAAUUUUAUUUUUAUCAAAAUCGUGAAUUUUGAAUAGUAAUUGUUUUAUGAAAGCAUAAUUGUUUUGUUUUUGCGAGUUUUUCUAUUUUAAGUCAUUUAUUCCAACUUAAUAUCUUUUAUUUCAAUAACUUAUGAUUUGAGCCUGAUGGAUUUUGUCUUCUGACCGAAAUGUGAUCAAGUACAAUAUCCUAUAUGAUACAAAAAAGAAAGCAAGAAGUUGAAAUUCAUAAUUUUUUUUAAUGUAAUAAUUAAAAAUAACUGAAAAAAAAUUAUUUUAAUUUUUGAGUUUUAAUUAAAUAAUAUUUUACUACAUUUAUGAGUUUACUUUCUAAGUUACAUAUUGCUAUGUGAAAAUCAGCCAUUAUUUAAUGAGGUUUCACCAGGAUAAUAUAAGUUAAGUUUUGUUAUCUAUGGGCUCAUUUUAUCUAUGCAAACAAUUUUUUAAUAUUCUGUUAUUCCAGAUAAAAAUAAAUGAAUCUUGUUUAGACUGUAAAUUUCUGUGUAAAAGAAGUUUUCUAACAAGUGAUUUUGUUGAACAAAAUUUGUUUAACAAGUUGAAUUCUACGUAAAAAAAAAAAGAUUUUUUUCACCUGUGCAUUGUCUAUAUUUGUGAAAAGUUUUGCAUAUUAUUUAUCUAUACAUAUAUUCCAAACACAUCAUUUGUAUUUGUACUCAUUCAAUAAAAAUAAUUUAAUAAAAUA
Molecule: messenger RNA, 3247 nt
Organism: Parasteatoda tepidariorum (common house spider)
Lineage: Eukaryota; Metazoa; Arthropoda; Arachnida; Araneae; Theridiidae
Source: RefSeq, a predicted model, not a curated record